Molecule: messenger RNA, 6852 nt
Organism: Conger conger (European conger)
Lineage: Eukaryota; Metazoa; Chordata; Actinopteri; Anguilliformes; Congridae
Product: voltage-gated potassium channel subunit beta-3-like
Exons: 14
Coding region: 1690-2955 (421 amino acids)
Biological process (GO): regulation of potassium ion transmembrane transport; transmembrane transport; potassium ion transport
Cellular component (GO): voltage-gated potassium channel complex; membrane; cytoplasm
Molecular function (GO): potassium channel regulator activity; voltage-gated potassium channel activity; transmembrane transporter binding
Source: RefSeq, a predicted model, not a curated record
UCGUGUGUGCAUGUGGAAGCAGGCAGCUGAGCGCAAGCCAUCACAGUUAACGCUAGACACGUUUGUAGCGCGCGCGUCUGUGCGCGCGAGCGUGCGGGAAGGGUUCGGUUUCGCUGUCUAGGAGGCGAUUCCUUUCGCGCAACCAGAAAGCGAGGGAACUGGGAAGCGGCGUGCAUUUGAGUACAGCAUUGGACACUGGAUGUUGGAAUCUAUCUGUCCUGCAUAUUUUGGAUGUGGCAAUUCUUCGCCUAUUCACCGCAAAAGAGAUUAGCUUGCAUCAGAAAAGCACCAACAGGGAAAGCGGCAAUCAGAAGCAAGCAGGUGCUUUUCGGUAUCACCAGGUUUUUUUCGACGUGCCUUCGUGUUUGAACCUGGCUGAGAGCAGUGGAGUUGAGCUUUUUCUCCUGGCUUCUGGGGGAAACUACUAAGAUUGUUGAUAGGAAAACAGCUUUUCAGUCACUGUUAAAAGAGGUGUCCAGGGUUGUGCGUCUGCCAGUUAGUUCCAAUAUUUUUAAAUUAUUGAUAAGCUAUAUAUCGGUUGGAGUAGAUGGGCGUUAUGCGAUGGAUAUAGGCAAAAGGAACUCGCAGAUUUCCCGGUUGUAAGCGGGUUAACUAUGAUAACUGAUCAUAAAAAUAAGAACGGCAAGAGUCAUUCUUGCGGUGACUGUUGCCGGGGGCAGUGCCAGUUCUCAGUGGCAUGUGAUUGAGCAGCGCAGUGUCAGGAAGUGUUACCGCUGUGUGUGCGAUUUCUUGUGUAUGUGUGUGAGCGGGAGUUAGUUGUGUGUUAGGACAUGCAUGUAAGCUCGCUGCCUGUGUGUGGUUGGCAAUUGUAAGAUCUUUUCGGCGCUGUCUUUACCAGCAGUCAGUUAGCGCAUUUGGUACGCGACAGGGGAUCGGCUAGGUGCGAGGAAGAUUCUGUGGAUCUGUCUGUGUCAACGGUGCAGCGUGCGUUGGGGAAGUCAGUCUGGCCGUCCACUAAGCCAGUGUUAAGAUGAGUCAGAUGAUUGUGUACAGAAUUUGUGUGUAGCAAGGUAGUAUUUUAGUAGCCAGUCCGUUUGUUAGUCAGUUGUCACGUUCCAAAUCCCUGGCUAUCCUGGGUGUUUUCUCUCGGGGCUUGCUUGAGCAGUAUGCGCAUGGAUAUUUUUCACUUGCGUAAUCAAUGUGUUCAAGCACAGUGACCACAAGGGGUUAAUCUCCAUGCCAGCCUGCUCAGUGAAGAUACUGUGGGUCUGGCAGUCCGGGGGCAGUAGUCCCUGAGGUUGUCAUUGGAACGACUACUACUGAGCUGCAGCUCCACCAACUCAUACCCAGCCGUGGCUUUCUGCAGCAGUCCUCAUCAGGCGCAUAGGCAUACCGGUGUAGAAGCCAGCACACUGUGAGCCCACAAACGCCGGGAAGCCGUCGCUCACAGCACCGUGUCUGCUCAGACACCACCUGCGUGUGCCAGGUUACAGAAGCUUGGGCCCGUGCCACCUUGUAGCACUACCAGUUAAGAGGCAGCCCGGCGUGCCAGUUUGGACUCCGUCCCUGAGAAGAGAACACGUGCCAGCGGAGUGUAGGCCGAACCGCACAGGCGCCACCGCCUUCCGAAAAGGAGCAACCCAAGCCAGGAAGAGGCUGUGGGGAGGGGGGGCCUAGUGCCACACUGUCCCAUUCUCAGAGGAGCGACAGGGAGAGCAGGCGGUCAGCAUGCAGGUGUCCAUCGCCUGCACGGAGCACAACCUGAAGAGCCGGAGCAGCGAGGACCGGCUGUGCGGCCUUCGCACCAUCGCACCCGGCGGGGGCUGCCCCAGCGGAGGAGGGGGCGGGGGAGGUGGAGGAGGAGGCGGGGGUGGAGGUGGGGGAGGCCAGGGGGGAAAUGGCCACCAGGUGCAGAUGAAGUCGAGGGCGGCGGUGGCCACGCGAACCGUCACCCAGGGACACGCCCACAUGAAGGAGACCAUCGGACGGCACAGCAGCAUGAAGUACAGGAACCUGGGGAAGUCAGGGCUGAGAGUAUCCUGUCUGGGACUAGGCACCUGGGUGACCUUUGGCUCCCAAAUCUCAGAUGAAAUGGCAGAGAACGUGAUGACCAUCGCUUAUGAAAAUGGCGUAAACCUCUUUGACACAGCAGAGGUUUAUGCCUCAGGAAGGGCUGAAAUCACCCUGGGAAACAUCAUUAAGAAGAAAGGAUGGAGACGAUCCAGCUUUGUAGUGACCACUAAGAUCUACUGGGGAGGACAGGCGGAGACAGAAAGGGGGCUGUCCAGAAAGCACAUCAUUGAAGGCCUGAGGGGCUCCCUGUCCCGUCUGCAGCUGGAGUACGUGGACAUCGUAUUCGCCAACCGCACCGAUGUCAACAGCCCUAUGGAAGAGGUGGUACGUGCCAUGACCUUCGUGAUUAAUCAGGGAAUGGCCAUGUACUGGGGCACCUCCCGCUGGAGCGCCAUGGAGAUAAUGGAGGCGUACUCUGUUGCGCGGCAGUUUAACCUGAUACCUCCAGUGUGUGAGCAGGCUGAGUACCACUACUUCCAGAGAGACAAGGUGGAGGUCCAGCUGCCUGAGCUCUACCACAAGAUUGGUGUUGGUGCGAUGACCUGGUCCCCCUUGGCCUGUGGCCUGAUCACUGGGAAGUACAGUGAUGGGGUACCAGACUGCUCACGGGCCGCCAUGAAGGGGUACCAGUGGCUCAAGGAGCGUGUGAACAGUGAGGAGGGGCGCAGGCAGCUUGCCAAAAUUAAAGAGCUCCACCUGCUGGCUGACAGACUGGGCUGUACAGCUGCACAACUGGCCAUUGCUUGGUGUCUACGCAGUGAGGGAGUGAGCUCUGUGUUGAUGGGAGUCUCCAAUACUGAACAGCUUCUGGAGAACCUGGGCUCCAUACGGGUCCUGUCUCAGAUGACGGCACAGACAGUGAACGAGAUGGACUCUCUCCUGGGAAACAAGCCGCACUCCAAGAAGGAGUCGCGUGCAUGAGGGGCGGGAGGCGCAGAGGCAGGAGGACAGAAGGAGAGGGAGAGAAAGAGGGUGAGAGAGGAGCCAAAGGAGAGGGAGGAACAACAGAAGAGACGGGGGAUGUAUCGUCCCUUUUCCGCCUUCUUUAUUAGCAAAUCGCAUGUUUUCUUCAACAUCGCGCUUCCAGUAACCUCCUGCACAUCUACUUAUAUCAUGUAUGUAUAUGAAGAAAAAAAUAAACCCACAGAUGUUCUAGCUGAGGCAUUGAAAGUGCACAAAAUAGAUGGUUAAAUUAAAAACUGAGAAAUCCAGUGACACAUGGAGAGAGAACAGGGAGAAUGGUAUAUUCCUAUUUUUCCAGAUGAGAGACUGAGAAUGGGAGAGGAAGUUAAAACUGAUCAGGGCAGUGACUGGGGAGGGAUUUCCCCUGCUCCCUCUUUUCCCAGUUUCCAAAAGCCUCUCCCAGAACUCAACCACAAUAUCUUAAUUUGUUUUUUGUGUGUGCUCGCAUGUCCCUUUAAGAAUGACAAAUGUUGGGGGGGGUGCUACAUUGUCAUUGGCCAAUCAUACGACAGAAGAAGAACAGUGUGCACUCUGCAGCAGCUAGGCUUCAAGAAAAAGAAGAAAAAGGCACAUGAAGGAGACAGCUAACUGUAAGUCUUCAACAGCAUCUCUGUCAUCGUGUUCUGAAAACUGUUUCUGCAACAUAGAGAGGAUUACAAUAACUCCGUGGUGAACUGCUGGGCCCUGAGAGACUCCUCAGUUCAUCCUGAGAGACUCGCUGUAGCAAACACUGAAACUGGGCAAGCACAGUCUGAAUGCACACCAGGCAGAUCCGCAUCACGUUUUCCCACACUCCAGGCUGUGGGGCACUCACUGGCUGGUCCCUGGUGUCCCAGAGCUUCACAUUCCGAGGGCUACGGAGGUGAUUCUCAAACAGCAGCUUACUGGCUCCUGGAACAAGUGAUCCGCUUAUCCAUGCAGUCAAAAGCUCCACUUCAUUGAUUAGGACCUGAGCUGGAAUUAAAUUGAGAUUGCCACAGAACUUCAGUGGACACCACGAGACUAGAGAUUCCCAACUGUCACCCUGAGCCUCGAGGGACUCUGGGGUGUUGGGGACUGCAGACCAAGUCACAUGCUCCUCGUGUAGUGUUCAAUCAUCAAAAGCAUAGCAGUCAGAGAGGCUCAUCUGAAAUGUGUCAACAUGGAUGGUAAAUGGCAGGUGCUGCUAUUUGCCAUCUAUUCAGAUACCCUGACCCUGUUUUCUUUGAAAACAAUGUUUCAUAGGCUAUCAAGAGAAGUUAGACAAAUCUUGAACUAACUCAGUGUGCUCUACAUAUUCUUUAAAAAAAUCAACUGAACAAUGCAAAGGCAUUAACAUAAAUAUUGAGAUCCUUUAAGUUAAUUCUAUAUCUUUUUAAACCUCUUGCUUCAGAUAUAAUGGAGGAAAAAUAUAAAGAUGGACUUGUGGUCAGAGUUUGGGCCUAAAUACCAUAUUUUUGUGUGGAAUCAGGAUUUUGAAACCUGUGUUUAUAGGGGUUUCAUUUAAAAACCAUCUCACCAGUUACUCUUAAAUACGCUAAAGAUUUAGUCUGGGAAGAAGUCUUGAAUUCAAGUAUCAGCUGCAAUUGAGGUUUCAGUAAAUCCAUAAAGUCUGCUUAUUUAUUUUGAAUAAAUAAUAAAUAUAUUGAACAUUGUUCUUAAAUACAUGCUAAUUUAUGUAUUUAUUCCCAUCUCUACAGUGCAUAUAUUUAAAACCGCAUAGACUAAUCGACCUAACAACCCUGGUCUCCUAAUGUCUCAUACACAUUUGUUCAUACAUAUUGAAAGAAUGGUUUUGGUCUGUAACUCCCUUGGGUUCCAGCGUAUUGAACCAGAAUACACUGCUGUUUUUCAGACAGCAAGUCCUUGAGAGCCAUUUGUUCACGUUGGACUAAACACAAAUGUAUGUGUUAAUGGUUUAUAAUGCAAGUAUUGUCCUGUUAAGAAAAGCAGAUCAGUGUUGCCAAUGCAGGAUUUUUAUUUUUAUUUAUUUUAACUAUUAGUCUGCAACCAAUCAGGAUGCUACACAUUAUGUAUGUAUGCAGGUUUUUCAAUCAUUAUAUUUUCAUGUGUAUGUCAUAAUGAUUUAACAUAAAUAUAUGAAUUAUGUAAAUGGAACAGAUAUUAAGAUUUCCCCAAUUACCAUUGGGGGUGUGGUGUUUGUAACAGAGUAUUUCCUGUAGAUAGUUUGUAUGACAGAUAUUUUGUUUGUCAGAAUGUAUAUUUUCAUUUCAUAUUUUGUUAUCAACUUCUCCAAUAUUUCUGUUGGUGUAAUGUCAAUGAGAAUGGAGGAAUCUAUUUGCAUAUACAGAGAUGGGCCUAUAGAGAUUACUGAAUUAUUAAUGAAACAUUAGUGUCAUUUCAGAUUUGCCACUUUUCUUGAAAAAGUCAACAUAAAAAAAUCUAUAUUGGCUGUUAUUCUCGCAACUGUUGUUAGAAGGCUGAAGAAAUAUUUGAAGACUGAAGAUUUAGUUCAGUUAAAAAUGUUGGACAUGUUAGUCAACUGUAGAAGUUGAUACAGUUUUUGAUGUUAUGUUACAUUUGCCCCAAUUCUCAAUGUAGGUGAAGAUGAUUCAUCACAAGGUGCAAACUGAUGUGCUGGCAGAAAAUGCAAAUCAGUCUGGGUAAUACUUCUUGAUAGAAGGACAGGUGGAACCCACAAACAUCUAGUCCUGAGCCUUACAUUUUCAUUUUGGUUGGUUCUGUUUUUUAAAAAGGCUCAUGAGAUUCGUAAAGUAGCUGAUGGACAUAAUGACUUGCACACUUUUAGUGUACAUAACAAUGAAAAAGAUCAAUAGCGGAAUUGACGAUCAGUUGACCUGUUUGUGUAUAUAAACUCUUAUUGCACUUCCUAAUAACUUUGCCUGUAUAACUUAUAUAUUAUUGUCUUGCAAAAGAAAAAAGAAAACAGCCCUGUAUUGAAUGUACCUUGCUUGCCUUUAAAAACAAAACAGUAUCAGAAAAAAUUAUCUACUUAUAGAACAAUGUAAUCCCUAUAUCUUUAGGUAGAUAUCUGUAGAAUAUUCUUUACUCAAGUCAAAAUGGGAAAAAUCAAAUGCAAACAAAUGUUUAGCCCCGUCUUCAUUUCCAUUGUUCUCCACCCCUGUGGAUUUGUCCUCUUGACAUGAUUUUUCCCUCUUUUUCUUUCACUUAUCCCCGUUCCCUCUUUCCCUGCUGGAGAGGGGCUGCAUUCAGGGUUUGCAGCAGUGAAUGAGCUGCCUGUUUGCAUAUAUAUGUGCACAUACACAUACUUACAAGCAGAUAUUUACAAACUACUGAAAAAGAGGAUUGUACAAAUUUAUUUUGACUCACAAAGAAAAUAUAUUUGAAAGACAAUCAGUUUGAGAUCGAACAUGCACAUUAGUAUAUACAUGGUCUGGUGGAGUACUACUAUGGCCGGUUGCAACCAUUCCUUGCAGUGUCUGCCCCUAAACCCCUUUCCUUAUUCCACCCACCACUGCAAACUUGCCUUGCCUCCCUGUCCCACCCACCAUCACUCUUUUACACCCUGGAGAAACAGGUUGUAUGAAUUUAGAAAAUGUUUUUUGUAGGAUAUUUAUUUGUAUAUAGUUCUGUAGAUUAAAAAUGUUUGGUCAGGUAAGCCUGCCUACAGAAUAUUUGUUUGUUCUCUGAAGUUGUUGGGGAAAUCAUAGAGACUUACGCAUGUGAUCUGACAGUUACUGAGGGUAAUUAGUUCAUAAGAUGUAUGUGUGUGUGCAUGUGUGUGUGGUGUGUGUGUGCGCGUAUGUGUGUGUGUGUGUCUGUGUGUGUGUGUGUGUGACGGAGAGAGCACUAUGGCUGGAUGGACUGGAUAAUGUGUGACAUGCAGCAUUAUACUAAAGAUACUCAAUAAAGUCUUCCUGAAGUAAGUCACAA